AUGUCGCAAAGUCGGCCGUCAGCCUUCAGCAAUCUCCGCAUGGGGGAGGUCGUCCGUGAGAAAGUCCAGGACGGUGUGACUGGCGAAACGAGAGACCUGCAGUACACGCAGUGCAAGAUCGUUGGCAACGGCUCCUUUGGCGUCGUCUUCCAGACGAAGCUCUCGCCCUCCAACGAGGAUGCCGCCAUCAAGCGUGUCCUGCAGGACAAGCGGUUCAAGAACCGUGAGCUCCAGAUUAUGAGAAUCGUCCGCCACCCAAACAUUGUUCAGCUGAAGGCCUUUUACUACUCCAACGGAGAACGCAAGGACGAGGUGUACCUGAACCUGGUCCAGGAAUACGUCCCCGAGACGGUAUACCGCGCGUCCCGCUUCUUCAAUAAGAUGAAGACGACCAUGCCCAUUCUGGAAGUGAAGCUGUACAUCUACCAGCUGUUCCGUGCCCUCGCCUACAUCCACUCGCAGGGCAUUUGCCACCGCGACAUCAAGCCGCAGAACCUGCUUCUUGACCCGACAACGGGCAUUCUGAAGCUUUGCGAUUUCGGUAGCGCCAAGAUCCUUGUCGAGAACGAGCCCAACGUCUCGUACAUCUGCUCCCGCUACUACCGAGCCCCGGAGCUGAUCUUUGGCGCCACAAACUACACGACCAAGAUUGAUGUCUGGUCAACUGGCUGUGUUAUGGCGGAGCUCAUGCUCGGCCAGCCGCUGUUCCCCGGCGAAUCUGGAAUCGACCAAUUGGUUGAGAUCAUCAAGAUCCUGGGAACGCCGACGCGUGAGCAGAUCCGGACGAUGAACCCGAACUAUAUGGAGCACAAGUUCCCCCAGAUCAAGCCUCACCCCUUCAACAAGGUCUUCCGCAAGGCCGACGCCAAUGCCCUUGACCUCAUCCAGCGCCUCCUUGAGUACACGCCCACGGAGCGGUUGGCCGCUGUUGAUGCCAUGGUGCACCCCUUCUUUGACGAGCUGCGCGACCCCAAGACGAAGCUGCCUGACUCGAGACAUCAGACCGGCACGCUCCGUGACCUGCCGCCUCUGUUCAACUUCACUCUGCACGAAUUGUCGAUUGCCCCGAACCUCAACCACAAGCUGGUGCCUCCCAACAUGGUCCCGGUUCUUCAGUCGCAAGGCCUCGACAUUGACAACUUCACGCCGUUGUCACGGGAAGACAUGAUGGCCAAGCUCGAUUGA
Messenger RNA from Sporothrix brasiliensis 5110, 1185 nucleotides. RefSeq lists its product as uncharacterized. Bases 1 to 1185 code for a protein of 394 amino acids. Lineage: Eukaryota; Fungi; Ascomycota; Sordariomycetes; Ophiostomatales; Ophiostomataceae. Gene Ontology annotation, cellular component: cytoplasm. The transcript is spliced from 6 exons. Gene Ontology annotation, biological process: protein phosphorylation; signal transduction. The record is from RefSeq and is a predicted model, not a curated record. Gene Ontology annotation, molecular function: protein serine/threonine/tyrosine kinase activity; protein serine/threonine kinase activity; ATP binding.